This is a messenger RNA of Canis lupus familiaris (dog), 4308 nucleotides long. RefSeq names its product gem nuclear organelle associated protein 6 (gene GEMIN6). The transcript has 4 exons. Lineage: Eukaryota; Metazoa; Chordata; Mammalia; Carnivora; Canidae. Gene Ontology annotation, biological process: spliceosomal complex assembly; spliceosomal snRNP assembly. Bases 948 to 1505 code for a protein of 185 amino acids. The record is from RefSeq and is a predicted model, not a curated record. Gene Ontology annotation, molecular function: RNA binding. Gene Ontology annotation, cellular component: nucleus; SMN complex.
ACCCAUGUUGUUCAAGGGCCAACUGUACAUUAUAAAAUCUACUCUCUCUUCUAUGUUAUGAAUUUUUCAAUUAUGUUAGAUAACAUUUUCAAAAACUCAAAAAAUAUUUUUUUAACAUCUCACUUGAUUAUAUAUAUAUACACUUGCAAAUAAAAUAGGAAAAGAAGCUACACCAGGAAUCCCAGUGCCCUAUAAAUGUUUUUACUGUUAAAAGAAAGAAAAAAACCCUUAAGGUCUUCCUGACAUUUCAAAACAAUGAUGUACCAAACAGCAUGGACUCUGAAUACUUUUCUCUUUUAUAGUAAAUUCUAUUGGCUUUUUAUACCAGAGAAGAUAUUUUUCCCCACGUCUACUUUACCUUUCACCAGUAGUCUAUUUUACCUUUUUCACUAGGAAGCUCAAAUAGGGGUCUAUAAUUUGUCACAGGGUAGAAAAGAAAAGGCCCCCCUUACACACACACACACACACACACACACACACACACAAGCAAACCCUUUGUAGAGAAGUGGAAGAAGCCAGGGAGGAUAUUCACUAGGCAAGAAAAAAGACUAAGCCCAUGGAGGCUUGAAUUACUGCUGGCCCUCCCUUAGCGACCCUCCCUAGGGUGUUAAGAAGUGACAACAUAAUUAAACCCUUGCAUCUAUCCAGUUGCCAUUGUUAGUGAGCUAAUCUGAGAGUAAACGGCAGCUGUACGAAUGGGAUAUUGCUUUACCUGCCUUGGGGGUAAAAUCAGUACCUAGACCAUUUAAUUUCCAGACCAUUAAAUCUGGCUGGGUGUAUCCUCCCUUGGAAAGUCACCCUUGGAAACAGACCUUGCUGGGAAAGUCUGGUUUGCUAAAACAGGAAUACUGUCAACGAGAAACUGGAAGGAGACGUCUCCUCUUUAAAAACAAAAGGUUGAAAAAAAAAAAAAAAGGUUGAAAUGUCCAUCGUGAGAACGAAGAGGGAUGGUUCUAGGGGAACAAGGAGCCUUAUUAUCACCAUACAAAAACCUCAGAUCAGCCAUGAAUGAAUGGAUGAAGAAAGGCCCCUUAGAAUGGCAAGAUUACACGUACAAAGAAGUCAGAGUGACAGCCAGUGAGAAGGAAUAUAAAGGAUGGGUUUUAACCACAGACCCCGUUUCUGCCAAUAUUGUCCUGGUGAACUUCCUAGAAGAUGGCAGCAUGUCUGUGACUGGAAUUAUGGGCCAUGCUGUGCAGACUGUUGAAACUGUGAACGAAGGGGACCAUGGAGUGAGAGAGAAGCUGAAACAUUUGUUCAUGUCUGGAGACUGCAAGGCCUACAGCCCUGAGGAUCUGGAGAAGAGAAAGAACAGCCUAAAGAAAUGGCUCGAGAAGAACCACAUCCCCAUCACUGAGCAGGGAGAUUCACGAAGGACUUUGUGUGUGGCUGGGGUUCUGACAAUAGAACCACCCUAUGGUCCAGAAAAUUGCAGCAGUCCUAAUGAGAUUAUUCUGUCCCGUGUUCAGGAUCUUAUUCAAGGACAUCUUGCAGCUUCCCAAUGAGAGGCCAAGACCUAUGGAUGCAUUCGACUGAAAUAACACUUCGUUUUUAUUCCUUCAUAAAAUGUUUUGAAUGUUAAAUCCAUGAUAUUACAAGAUUUCAGAGGCACACAAGUGUGUUUGUGUGUUUGUGUUUGUGUUCUCCAUUGUUUUGGUAAAAUCAAAGAUGUGGAUUAUGAGUGCUAAUAAAUAAGGGAACUAUGGCAGGGAUAGCAUCACAUGAAACAAUAGCACAAGAACAUUAGAAUUGCAAGACUCUGCACAGGUGGCAGCACACCUCGGGUUUUGUUAGGCAAGAAAUGUAUUUGAAAGAAAUGCAACACGUUUGAUUCAAUAUAAGAUGUCUUGUUAAGUCCCUUGCACUAACUGGAUGUGUCCAUUUUAAAAUAAUUAUUUAUUGUGUAAGGAUGAAAUAGCUUUUGAAUCAGAAUAUAGCGGAAUAUGUGCUUUUUUGUUUGAAGCUUGAAAGUUUCAACUACUUGUAAAAUCUUAACACAUAAGCUAUAUAACUUUUAAAGCCUUUCAAAGUGAGCACUGGCUGAUACCUCUAAAAAAAAAAAAAAUGGUAAGCAUCACGAGUAUUUUGCGCUGAACUGAAACGUGGUUCCUGUGCUUGGUGGAUUUGACCAAGGCUUUCGGCCCAUGCUGCUUUCUGCCCGUACUGCAUUCCCGGGUCAGGCUUUCCUGGAGGGAGAGAUGCAGGAACAUGCUUCACCAGAGCUGGCCCUACCCCGUGGAAGCCAGGCAGGGGCCAGGGCUCGAUAUGGAGGUUUCUGGCCUAGAAACCUAGGGCGGUAUCUCAGAUUGUCAUUUGAGGGUGUUCUCAGGGGCAGGUCUAGAGUGACCUCGGGGUUUUCACAUCAGAUUAGAACCCCAGGCCUCUGAUUCCCGAGGACACGGGUCAGCAGACUUUGAGACGUUGGGGCGAAUGCAGCCUGCUGCCUCCAUUUGGUAGGCUUUACUGGCACACAGCGUACCCACCAGUUUACGUAUCUUCCGUGCCUGUUUUUGAGUCAUGAUGGCAGAUUUGAAUAUUGUGACAAACUAUAUGGCUUGUAUUUACAGAAAAAUAGAGCCCUUUACAGAAAGUCUGCCCUAGGAAAUCCUUGAAGCAGCCUGAUAUGCCAGAGCUUGGAGCAGACUUCCAAGGCAGUUUGGAACUGGAUAGGCCAUGUGCGCUGCUACAGGGCAGCCUCACUCACUGCUCCCUGGUCUGUCCUCAGGGAUCAUCUGUGCACACAGCCCUUUCAGUUCCCACGUACGCCCCUUAUUCAAAAGAAAAGAGAAGCGGUACCUUUUGGAAGAAAGACUUCAAGAUAUUCAGGUUUUAGGGACGCCUGGGUGGCUCAGUGGUUGAGCGUCUGCCUUCCACUCAGGUUGUGAUCCUGGAGUCCUGGGAUCAAGUCCCACAUCAGGCUCUGCAUGAGCCUGUUUCUCCUCCGUCUUCCGAUGUCUCUCAUGAAUAAAUAGAAUCUUAAAAAAAUACAUUCAGGUUUUAGGGGGUCUUUGAAUGCAGCUCAGUAACAGCUAUUUCUCUGCCUAGUUGUCUAAUGACAGGAUGUAGCCUCACACUCCUCACACUUGAGCAAGCACCAGAAUCAGCCAGAGAGCUUGUUAAAACAUUGCAGGACCCUACCCCCAGCAGACUCUGGCUCAGUAGGUCCAAGUUGGGGCCCAGGCAUUUGAAUUUCUAACAAACUCCCAGAUAAUGGUAAUGCUACCUGUCUCGGGCCAUGAUUGCAAAAGUAAUUCAGGAACUUUGGGGGAAACAAAGUCCUUCCUUCACAAUCUUUAAAGUUCCCAUGAUCCUAAAGGGAUUUAGUACAUAGCCUUUCUCCUUGUGACUAAGACCUCGUUCAAGUCUUGGAAUGUCUUGGAAAAGCAAAUAGGAGAUGCAGAAUAAGAAAUUUAGUGUGGAAAUGAUUUUGGCAAAAUACGGGGAGACCUUGAGAUGAGAGAAGCCAUGUAGGAAAUUGCGCCUUGGUCCAAGGACAGGUGCACUGGUAUUGGUAGAUUUGUUUGCUGUCAGGCUAGUGAGCUGGGAGAGAGACUGUUUCUUGGCAACUGAGUCCUCCGAUUGUUUAAACAAUGCACCUGUGAACAAAACCUGAGUGCCCAAGAGGGUAAAUGAUCUGGCUCUGCCAUGGAAACCUCAUAUUCUUAUCAUUUUGUCAAAUCUAUUUGUAUUUCUAAUAUUUACUCCCAUGCAAUUACACACUAAUUAUGUAACUACAGCAUACAUGCACUGCUUUUAGCUUGUUUUAAUGUAAUUUCAGAUUUAUAGGAACUUUGCAAGAACAGAACAAACAAGUCUCAUAUAUUCUUCUCUCAGCAGAUGUUAACAUUUUACCACAUUUGUAUUGUCUAUGUGUGUGUGUUCAUUUUAUCCCCCUGAACUGUUUGAGAGUAAAUCAUGGACAUGAUGGAAAAAUGACAUUCUCUUAAAUAACCACAGUACAGCCAUCAAAAUCAGAAUAGUAACAUUGAUACAGUGCUGUGAUUUAAUACACACUUUAUCCAUAUAAUCUCAACGUCCUGUAUUGCAAAAAACCAAAAAACCCCCACAAAAUGAGUUUUAAAAUUUGGACAAUGUAUCAUGUUCAGUCAUGUCCCUUCCUUUAAUCUGGAAUAGUUCCUCAGUCUUUCUUUGAUUUAAUGGGACAUUGAUAUUUAUUUUGUGGAAUGACCCUCAAUUUGAGUUUGUCUGAUGUUUCCUUUUGUUGUAAUUUGGUAUGAUGUUUUUGGGUAGGAAUACCCUGGAAAUGAUAGUGUAUUUUCAAUAAAUCAUAUUGGGAGGCACAUAAAA